GCUUAAGUAAAAUAUUAAUUUAUAUUUAUUACAUUUAUUCAACAAAUAUUUUUCUUUGCGCUUUUGACAUUUUGGGGAUUAUCUACUAAAAGCAUAAGUGUUGGAGCUGUAUAAACACGGAGGGGUUCUUGUUUCUUGUCGGAAGAGAAAGGCUAAAGGAGUUUGGAACCCCGAAGUUGAACAUAGAGCUUCCCCUCGAUGCUGUUUUGACAAAAUGUUUGGCUUUAACACAUUUCUAAGGCCAACAUUUGUCUUCCUGUUAGUGAAGUGUUGCCUGGUUAGUUGUGAUAUAACGGACGGGAACGCGGAACAUCUUAAGAGGGAGCACUCACUGACAAAGCCUUACCAAGGUGUUGGAAGUCAGUGGGAUUUCUGGGGAAGCACACUGGUGACAAGCUCAUAUGUCCGACUUACUCCAGAUGAGAGAAGCAAGCAGGGAUCCAUAUGGAAUACUGUGCCUUGUUACCUGAAGGACUGGGAGCUGCAUGUGCAGUUUAAAGUUCACGGAUCAGGAAAGAAGAAUCUCCAUGGAGACGGCAUUGCCAUCUGGUACACGAAGGAUAGACUCCAUCCAGGGCCUGUGUUUUCCAACAAUGCUCACUUCCACGGACUGGCCGUUUUUAUAGAUACUUACUCUAAUGAUGAGUCGACGGAUCGCUCCUUCCCUUACAUCUCAGCUAUGGUGAACAAUGGCACAGUGAAUUAUGAUCAUGGGAAAGAUGGCCGUUCAUCGGAGCUUGGAGGCUGCUCAGCUGACAUCCGAAACCGAGACUUUGACACAUACCUUGCUAUCCGUUAUUCCAGAGGAAGAUUGACUGUGAUGGUUGAUGUGGACGACAAGAACGAGUGGAAAGAGUGCAUCGACAUUGGAGGUGUGCGUCUCCCUACUGGAUAUUACUUUGGUGCAUCAGCAGCAACUGGAGACCUCUCAGAUAAUCAUGACAUCAUCUCUAUGAAGCUGUACCAGCUGAUGGUGGACCACACCCCAGAGGAAGAGAACUUGGACUGGACUAAAAUCGAGCCCAGUGUCAACCUUUUUAAGUCCCCCAAAGACAACAUUGAUGAUCCUACUGGAAACUUCCGUGGCACGCCCCUCACAGGUUGGAAGGUGUUCCUGCUUCUGCUGUGUGCUCUGCUUGGAAUCGUUGUGUGUGCAGUGGUGGGAGCUGUGGUUUUCCAGAAGAGACAGGAGAGAAACAAGAGGUUCUACUGAACAUAGAUGCAACAUAGACAUUUACAAUGACAGAACGAGCACAUACAAUGUGAAAUUUUGCUGAAGAUUGUACAAAUGUUUAUAACUUUUAAAGCACUGAGUAACAAAUGAAUAUCGGUAAUGAAAAGGUGGAGGAUGCUUGUUGAUGUCAACAUUUACCCUGAAUGGAUUUUUUUUUCCUUUUAUGUAUCCUCAUGCUUUGAUAGCAGGGCAAAAGUAGAUUUGAACAUGGAAUUCAGUAAAGAAUUGUCACCA
Messenger RNA from Cyprinodon variegatus (sheepshead minnow), 1468 nucleotides. It is a transcript of the gene lman2, whose product is annotated as lectin, mannose-binding 2. Bases 215 to 1213 code for a protein of 332 amino acids. Lineage: Eukaryota; Metazoa; Chordata; Actinopteri; Cyprinodontiformes; Cyprinodontidae. Gene Ontology annotation, biological process: endoplasmic reticulum to Golgi vesicle-mediated transport; Golgi organization; endoplasmic reticulum organization. Gene Ontology annotation, cellular component: COPII-coated ER to Golgi transport vesicle; Golgi membrane; endoplasmic reticulum-Golgi intermediate compartment. Gene Ontology annotation, molecular function: D-mannose binding. The record is from RefSeq and is a predicted model, not a curated record. The transcript has 8 exons.